AUGUUUGCCUCAUUUAUUCCUUUCUUUCUUUUCUUCCUUUUUGUUUUUCUCUUCCUUUUUCUAUAUUUUCUUCUAAUUUCUUUCUUCUUCUCCUCUUCUUCUUUUCUUUCUUCUUCUGUCUCUUCUUCUUUUCUUCUUCCUCUUCUCUGUCUUCUCUCUUCUUCCUCCUCUUUUUUCUUCUUCCUUUUCAUCUUGUUAUUGUUCUUCUUUUCCUCCUUCUUUUUUGUUCUUUUUCUUCCUGAUCUUGUUCUUGUUCCUCCUCCUCCUCUUCUUUUUGUUCUUUUCCUUCUUCUUUUACUUCUUCUUCUUUUCUUCUUUUUCUUCCUCUUCUUCUUCGUCUUCUUCUUCUUCUUGUUCUUUUUCCUGUUCUUUUUCUUUUUCUUCUUGUUCUUUUUCUUCUUCCUUUUCCUCUUCUUCUUCACCCUCCUCCUUUUAUUCUUCUUUUCCAUUUUCCCCUUUUAUGUUCUCUCUCUUUCCUCCUCCUCCUCCUCCCUUGUUCAUUGA
Messenger RNA from Acanthosepion pharaonis, 504 nucleotides. Lineage: Eukaryota; Metazoa; Mollusca; Cephalopoda; Sepiida; Sepiidae. The record is from the annotation of a GenBank genome assembly.